Molecule: messenger RNA, 711 nt
Organism: Suillus subalutaceus
Lineage: Eukaryota; Fungi; Basidiomycota; Agaricomycetes; Boletales; Suillaceae
Exons: 1
Coding region: 70-636 (188 amino acids)
Source: RefSeq, a predicted model, not a curated record
AUUAAAAGCCCCUCAAAUUUGCAAGAUGUCCACUCAACCCUGCACUUGCAUUUCUUCUUGCCUCUCACCAUGACCUCGUAUAUUGGCUGUAUUCCUGUAUCUGUUAUCUUUGACCCUGACUUGCCUCUGUCUGUUGUCUCUCUGUCAAUUGCUCGCUCUCUGGGUCAUCCCGAGUCAGUCUUGCAUUUUUCCGAAAUACGUACGGCCGCUUAUCAAGGUUGCUCGCUCACUACCGAUGUCGACUUCGAGGUCGGAUGUCUUGUCGAUGCUGAUGUUGCGAUUGGCCUGAAUUGGAUUGGUGCGUGGUGCACCAUCGGUCGUGAAUCUGAUGUUGCUCUUAAUUUUGCUCGUCGUUCUAUGUCUGCUACGCCUGGUGAUGUUAUUUGUACUUCCUCUUUCUACAUUCACUCAUUCCGUUUUGUUCCUCUAGCCGAACCAUGUCUCUUUCAUGGUAAUGCCGACCUGGACAAUCAAACUAUUGAUGGUAGUCAGUUGGAUUUAGCCCAAUCCUCGUCCCUCGACGGGGCAGUUUUAUCGUCGCGCACACGAUCAGCAUAUAUCGUUCAUGAUAUCUUUUUGGCAUGUGUCAUUCUGGGGUUCGCAUCAGCCCUUUUUUGUCCGACCCCGCUUUGCUAAGUUAGGCUUGUACUCUGCACGGCUUAGUAUUUCCUCAACCGUAUUCACUUCUCGAGUUACGCAAUCUAUUUUUAC